Corythoichthys intestinalis (scribbled pipefish) is the source of this 3664-nucleotide messenger RNA. RefSeq names its product choline kinase alpha (gene chka). The transcript is spliced from 12 exons. Gene Ontology annotation, cellular component: cytoplasm. Gene Ontology annotation, molecular function: choline kinase activity; ethanolamine kinase activity. Bases 235 to 1491 code for a protein of 418 amino acids. Gene Ontology annotation, biological process: phosphatidylethanolamine biosynthetic process; CDP-choline pathway. The record is from RefSeq and is a predicted model, not a curated record. NCBI's taxonomy places the organism in Eukaryota, Metazoa, Chordata, Actinopteri, Syngnathiformes, Syngnathidae.
UGUAAAUCCGCACGCCUGGCACGUCUUCUUCAUUAACACGCAGGACUUCUUACUGCUUUUCAACCUACCCGUUUAUAAAGUAAGAAGGUCAAGCUAUUUGUCGCAAUUUGCCACGUUAAAAUAGAACCUACUAUUUGAUAAUACAUUGCAUGGUGAGUCAACGAUUCUUACCAUUAUACGGUUAAGUCUGGAAACGUAGUAUAAAUUGUUCGAGUUUUGAGUUAAAAAGCCACAAUGAAGACCAAAUUUAUCAACGGGGUUUCGGCUUCCCCCUCUAUGGCGUUGGGUUUACUGGUGAGCGAGAACGCCUUGCAGGUUCAGCCCGAUGCUCAGGAGGACUGCAAAGAGCAGGUUCGCCCCGAGUCUCCCGACCAGGACACGCGGUUAAAUGCUUAUCUCUGGUGUAAGGAGUUCCUCAAUGGGUCCUGGAAAACCCUGGCGGAGGACGACUUUGACAUCACCAUUAUAAGGGGUGGGCUGAGUAACAAGCUUUUCCUAUGCAGCCUCCCAGACAGUGUUGACACUGUGGGGGAUGAGCCAAGGAGCAUUCUACUGCGCCUUUAUGGGGCCAUCCUGCAGAUGUCCUGUAAUAAAGGCGAAUCCCAACAGUCAGACAAAGAGAAUCAUUUUCAAGGGGCUGAGGCCAUGGUGCUGGAAAGUGUGAUGUUUGCAAUCCUGGCUGAGAGGGAAUUGGGACCGAAACUCUACGGUAUUUUCCCUCAAGGACGACUGGAGCAGUAUGUGCCUAGUCGAAAGCUGGAAACCUGUGAACUGAGUGACACGAGCAUUUCGGCAGAGGUUGCAGAGAAAAUGGCCAAAUUUCAUGGAAUGAGGAUGCCUUUUAACAAGGAGCCCAAAUGGUUGUUUGGAACCAUGGACAAGUACUUAAGCCAAGUCAUGAGGCUCAACUUCACUCGAGAGUCUCACCUGUGGCGUUUUAACCGCUUGCUCAACUACAACCUUCUGCAAGAAAUGGAUUGGCUCAAGUCUCUGCUGGAGUCCACCCAUUCACCAGUGGUGUUUUGCCACAAUGAUUGUCAAGAAGGAAACAUCUUGCUUCUAAAAGACCGCCAUCAGUCGGACAAACAGAAGUUGAUGCUCAUUGACUUUGAGUACAGUAGCUACAACUAUAGGGGAUUUGAUAUCGGCAACCAUUUCUGUGAAUGGAUGUAUGAUUACAACUGUGAUGAGUUCCCUUUCUUCAAAGUGAAUGCUAAGGCUUAUCCAUCCAAGGCUCAGCAGCUUCACUUCAUUGAAAAUUACUUGCGUGCUUCUGAUCAAGGAUUUGACAAGCUUAGUCAAGAGGACCAGACAAAAAUGAAGGAAGAGCUUUACAUAGAGGUCAACAGGUUCUCUCUUGCAUCCCACUUCUUUUGGGGAUUGUGGUCAAUUAUCCAGGCACGUCUCUCCACCAUUAAAUUUGGUUAUUUGGAGUAUGCCAUGGACAGAUUUGAAGCCUACUUCCAGCAGAAGAAAAUCUGGGCCGUCUAGUGAAGGGAGAAGACUCUCUGCAAACUAUUUCGGCUGAGGGAGGUCAUACUAGCUGAUACAGAUUCCAUGCUUUACUUACACUCUCCCACAAGAGUAUUUGCUGGCUGCUCUUAGUGGUGAUGCUGCCAAAUUCAAGUCCGGGUGCUAGUAAACACCCCACACUGUGCUGCAGCUGAAAGUUUCAACUGCCCACUGACCAUUCAUCUGGUCAAGGUAUCUGCAUUGCUCAUAUUAAUAUGACUAAUCUAGGCUGUGUCUAAAGCAGGUGGAAAAUGGAUUCCAGUUGAAGCUAGGCUGGACACAUUAACAUUGCAUCAAUGUAUAUGUAUUGAUCAUUCCGUGAGAAAGAGCCGAAAUGUCAACUCGCUUUGGUAGAUUUCUGCUUACCGAAGCAUCCAGCUAUGUAUAUUAUAUAUAGACUUCAUGUACCAGUAACCUGGCACUCUUUGUUACUAAUGGGCUGUCUAGCUGGUGGCAUUAUGACUUGACAUUAUACAGUUGGUGUACAUGCAAUUAUAUUUUUCAAGGGCAGUUUACGCUGUUAUUUUGGCCAGAGAAAGAGAUGGUGUAUUUCCAUGUAUGAGUUGUCGUGGGUGAACACUAUACCGUUCAAAGCAUCAAUGUGAAACCGUCGUACAUUACUUAUACAGUAUUAUAUUUUGUCAGUUUAUGUAAUAGCACACUAACUUUGGCAUUGAUCUGCGCUCAGCUAGGAUGAAUUUGGAUAACUGAAAUGGUUAAAAAAAUACCUGUCGUGACAGCUCACCUGCAAUAUUCCGUACAUCAUGACCUCGAUCGUUUUUCCUAUUCUCCGCUCUGUCAGGUAAUUGAAGUAAAUGAUAUGCAAUAAAGAAAAGUUUUGCAGCACAUCUAUUACAGUUCCAUGGAAAAUGAAUGAUAGAUUAUUAUUUUCAUUUUCCGCAGCAGGACAGUAGAAAAAUUGUUUUGGAAAUGGAAAAAAAGCCAAAACAUACUGUACAAAUUUCAGUGUUAAUAAUAGCUGGCAAACGAACCAAAACAACAGUUUGCGAAACUUUGAGAAGACAUCUAAUUUGGUCCUGCUACUCAAAAUUAUCAAAAAGUUUCCUUAAUAUUUUACAAUUAAGUUGAACUGCUGUGUACUUUAUGCAGCUUUGUGCUGAAAGCUGCACAAAUACCUCAAAAUACUUCAAUGUUUUCAUACAGUACAACUGUGUAAGAACAUGCGGAAAUUUCAUUACCGUAACUGUCAACUACUAGAACUGCAUUUUCUCUUCUGUAAUGUAAAGUAACACUUUAAAAAUAUGAUUCAAACCUCGCUUAGUAUCGCAAAAACCUGUCAAAGAGGGCAAAUCUGCAUUAAGUUUAUGUACAUUAUACAACAAUAUGCACGAUUCUUUGUUUUGUGAGCCACUGAGUUUCACUUUAGAACCCCCUAAAAUGUGAUUCCUUAAAGCAUACUGUUGGCAUUACCUCAAAUUAUUUCUGUAAGAGUUUUUGCUCUUAAUAUAUGAUUUGUUCUCAUCAGAAUCUACUGUACAUGUCAGCUGAUGCUGGAACUAUCCAAAAGUGAACGUCCAGUGUAGCACUUUUGAUCUUGAAGGAGUAAAGAGCGAAAGAGAAAAAAAUACUACGUAUGCAUAGACUUCAUAGUAUAUUACGAAGUCUAUGGUCAGUGUUAAACUGGGAUUCAUUUGAUUUGUAAAACUGUUUCAUUUUGCAUGCAGUUGUUUUUUUAUUUGUUUUGCAUUCAUCCUUUUUUUUUUUUUAAAUGGUAUAUGUAGUUGAUUUUAUUUGGUGAUGCAGUGGAAUUGAGAGAGCACCAGAGUAUGUUCCAUGAUACUAAAAAUGAAGAUUGAGCCAGUUCUUUUUUGUUGUUGUUGUUGUUACAUUCAGUAUAACGUCUGGUAAUUUUUCUGUAAUUUCUCUGCAUUACAUGAUGUAUACACUUGGAGAAUAAUAUGUAGAAUGGUUUCCCUUUUAAUUUUGGGACAAGUAAUUAACGUCAGUAUGUUAUCACAAUAAUGAAUCAUUUUGUUGCCUUCUUUUAUUUAAUCUACAAUACAUUCGUGUUCGUCACAUUCUCUAUAAACCUUGCACCAUGAUAAAGUCACAUCAACUAUCUUUAUUACCUGUAUGUUGUUGAAUAAAAUGCCUGUAUGUUGUUGAAUUAAAUGCAGUGAGACCAGAUUUA